UAGAGUUCUUUCACGCCUUAUUUUUUCAUGGCACACCUAAAGUCAGUUUUCUGGCUACGCCACCCCCCCCAAAGGCAGAACACUAUCCGAGUAGAACAAACAGCGUCACAAAAGCUUAACGUGGAGGCUGAAGUUGUUCAUUAAAUAACUGGAACUUGAGAAAUGGCAGACACCAAAGAGCCUGGGGUGGCUGCAAACUGCUUAGAAAAGUGUAAGAACUAUGUGAAGACCAAAAAGGGAACUAUCCUGGCUGCUGAAAUUCUCAUCAGUCUGAUCAUCCUGGUCUGCUAUGCGGCUUCCCACUCUGGCGGCUACUCGGCGGUGGCCAUCUGCGAGAUGGUCUUCGCCAUCUUCGUCUUCGCCAUCUUCAUGACCAACAUGGACAAGCAGCUCCAAGUGGUCAACUGGCCGUGGCUGGAUUUCUUUAGGGCUGCGAUCGGAGCUGCUCUGUACCUCAUCACAUCGGUGAUCUGUGUGGCAGGCGGAGCUGGAGAUGGGGCCCGGAUCGCAGGGGGGGUGUUUGGCUUUCUGGCGGGGGUGCUGUUUGGAUAUGACGCCUACUCCAUUUACAUGGAUAUAAAAGCGCCUGCCGGUGAAUGAUGCCGCCGUGAAAGUUCUGUCAGGCAGAUGGACAAAAAAGACAACAAAGGAAACAAAAAAAAAUGUCUACAGUGGAGGUUAACCAGGAAGAGUAAAGGAGAUGAAAAAUAAGCGAGGAGGCCAAAGGAACUGAAACUAUAUUAUGUGCUGAGUUCUGAAUGGAUGAGGGUUAAUGGAAAGUAUGACCAGUUAUGUGUUAACCUGCAUCAUAUCAUCGCACUAUAGACACAAGUUUAAUUUGUCCCAUCAACACAAGCAUUUUUUACAUGUAAUAUUAAGUUAUUAACAUUGUUUAUACUCAGCCCCUCUGAAGCAUUUUGUCUCUCACUUAAUUCUAAUGUUCUUUAAGAAUCAUCCAACUGAAGAUCGAGUAAUUUAUAAUUUAUAUUAGUCCACUUCUCGCUUUUGUAAAUAUAAAUAUUUUUUAAUGUUUCUAAUACUAUAUAUAUUUUAAGUGAAAUCCCAAAAUUAGUUAUUAGUUAUCUUCCAUUUUGAAUUUUGGUCCAAUAAUGCUUAUUUAAUAAAAAACCAGUAUCCUGAUCCAUCAUUUGACACUGAAUAAAAUCAGCCAGAAAACGGGAGCAUGAUAAAAAAUAGACUGUAUAGUUUGACUUCAGUUAAAUUACGUGCUGUUUCGGUUUCAUUUAGUAAAUGUUUUGUACAGAGAAAAAUUUUAAAGCUCGUGUGCUGGCAGUAGAUAUUACAUUUGAAUUAAGAAUACGUGACUGGUGGUACAUAGACGUUUAUGAUUCUGUGUGUAAUAAAAGGCUCUCACUAA
This is a messenger RNA of Brienomyrus brachyistius, 1378 nucleotides long. RefSeq names its product proteolipid protein 2b (gene plp2b). Lineage: Eukaryota; Metazoa; Chordata; Actinopteri; Osteoglossiformes; Mormyridae. The coding region runs from base 163 to 600 and encodes 145 amino acids. The transcript has 6 exons. Gene Ontology annotation, cellular component: membrane. The record is from RefSeq and is a predicted model, not a curated record.